Molecule: messenger RNA, 3636 nt
Organism: Scomber japonicus (chub mackerel)
Lineage: Eukaryota; Metazoa; Chordata; Actinopteri; Scombriformes; Scombridae
Gene: rtel1
Product: regulator of telomere elongation helicase 1
Exons: 33
Coding region: 12-3548 (1178 amino acids)
Biological process (GO): DNA repair; negative regulation of t-circle formation; negative regulation of DNA recombination
Cellular component (GO): nucleus
Molecular function (GO): DNA binding; DNA helicase activity; ATP binding
Source: RefSeq, a predicted model, not a curated record
UGUUGAGACACAUGAUGCAUUCACUGUCCCUGAAUGGAGUGACGGUGAAUUUCCCCUUCCCUCCGUAUGACUGUCAGAAAGACUACAUGCAAAAAGUGAUUGAAUGUCUUCAGAAGAGAGUGAAUGGCGUUCUGGAGAGUCCCACAGGUACUGGUAAAACCCUGUGCCUGCUGUGCUCCACCCUGGCCUGGAGGGAGCACUUCAAGGACACCAUCUCUGCCCGCAAGAUAGCACAGAAGCUGGGAGGGGAGGAGAUGUUCCCUGACACCCCCCUGUCUUCCUGGGGGACGGCUGCUACUGAUGGGGACAAGCCAGCCUACUACACUGACAUUCCCAAGAUCAUAUAUGCAUCGAGGACACACUCCCAGCUCACCCAGGUGGUCAACGAGUUAAAGAACACGUCAUACAGACCUAAGGUGUGUGUGUUGGGAUCAAGAGAGCAGCUGUGUAUCAACCCAGAAGUGAUGCGUCAGGAGAGCAAUCAUAUCAAGGUCCACAUGUGCAGAGCCAAGGUCUCCACCAGGUCAUGUGUCUUCUACAAUAAUGUUGACGAGAAAAGCACUGACAAAGAACUGGUGAAUUCUAUCCUGGACAUGGAAGAUCUGGUCAAGUUCGGCAAUAAACAAAAGGCCUGUCCUUACUACCUCUCUCGUUCCAUGAAAACUCAGGCAGAUGUGAUUUUCAUGCCGUAUAACUACCUGCUGGAUCCAAAGAGCCGCAGGGCACACAACAUUGAGCUGAAUGGAGCUGUGGUUAUCUUUGAUGAGGCUCAUAACGUGGAGAAGACGUGUGAAGAGUCGACAUCAUUCGACCUCACUCCCUAUGAUUUAGCCUCAGCUAUUAGUGCUGUGGACAAACUGCUGGUGGAGCAGGCUAAAGAAGCUAGCAGCAAAGACUCUGUCACUCCCGACUUCAACGUAGAAUCUCUCAACUCUGGUUUAAAAAUAGAAAUAGACACUAUUGCAAAAAUCAAGCAGAUACUGCUGGAUCUGGAAGCUGCUAUCGAUUCCUAUGAUGUUCCAAGUGACAAAGGCAUCACAAAACCUGGAAUCUUCAUCUAUGAGCUGUUAGAGAGAGCCCACCUGACCUACAGAAGUAAGACGGCUGUCUGUGAAGCUCUGGAUCAGAUCACUGGAUACUUAGCAGGACAGCCAGGAAUAUUCCUCAAUACAAGUGGACUGCAGAAGCUGAAUGAUAUCAUACAGCUGGUGUUCUGUGGUGAACCAUCAGAGAAGGACAGACAGCAGCAGAUGCAGGCCAACACCAUUCAUUUUAAGGUUCAUAUUCAUCAAGACACCAGCACUAACAAGAAAAAACAGAACACAGAUGUAUGGGCGCAAUCCACAUCUAAGAAACAAGGCAACAUUCUGAGUUACUGGUGCUUCUCUCCUGGCUUCAGCAUGCAAGACCUGGUCAAUCAAGGUGUCCGCUCUAUCAUUCUGACCAGUGGAACGCUGUCUCCUCUGUCCUCCUUCACCUCUGAGAUGAGGAUAAAAUUCCCAGUGUGUCUGGAGAACAGUCACGUGAUCGAGCGGGACCAGAUCUUUGUCAGCGUUGUGGAACGAGGUCCAGACGGAGUGUACUUAAGUUCAGCAUUUGAUAGAAGGUUUGUUCCUGAAAACAUGUCAUCUUUAGGCAACACUGUUGCCAACCUGAGCCGUGUGGUCCCUCAUGGUCUCUUAGUGUUUUUCUCCUCUUUCACCUUAAUGGAUAAAAACCUGGAGUUCUGGAGAGCUAAUGGACACGCAGAUCGCAUUGAGAACAUAAAGCCAAUAUUUGUUGAACCUAAAGGAAAGAGCAACUUUAAUGAGGUGAUUGAUGGUUACUACAACAAAGUCAAUGAUCCAGCAUCUAAAGGAGGAAGCUUCUUUGCUGUGUGUCGAGGGAAGGCUAGUGAAGGUCUGGAUUUUGCAAACACUUACGGUCGUGGUGUUAUUAUUACUGGCCUCCCCUUCCCCCCGAAGAUGGACCCUCGAGUCAUCUUGAAAAUGCAGUUCUUGGAUGAGAUGAACCGGAAGAAAAACACGGAAGUAAAGUACCUGUCUGGGCAGGAGUGGUACAGACAGCAGGCGUUCAGAGCUGUUAACCAGGCCAUCGGCAGAGUCAUUCGCCACAAGGACGACUAUGGAGCCAUCUUCCUGUGUGAUCAGAGGUUUAAAAGUCAAUCUGCUCAAGCUAAUCUGCCAUCAUGGGUCAGGCCUUACGUGCGUGUGUAUGACGGCUUUGGGAACAUAGUCCGGGAUGUCUCUCAGUUCUUCAGGGUUGCACAGAAAAUGAGGCCUGUGGUGGAGAAGAAGGCUCCUCCAGAGAGCUGUGGGACAGUGUGUUCAUCAGACACUCAGUCCUCUGGCUUCACCACCUGCUCCUCCUCUCAAAGCUCCCGCGCACAGAAGGCCAAAGUGCUGGACACCCACCUCCCCAGUCUGAAGAGGAGGAGACUCAAUGAUAUCACUGGAGCUCACGGGAUCAACAAGAUUUGUAUUGAGUAUGAGUCUGAGGUGCAUGAGAGUCAGAGGAGACCAGUCAACCUGCUGGAUGCUCUGGAGCAAGGUGACCAUCGCAACGGAGGAGAAGAUGAUGCUGCAGGAGAGGAGAAGGCCCACCGUCUGUCCACAAUGUCUCUUCAGCAUGAUAAGAGGCUGGAUGAUGAGCUCCGGGGAGGAAAACGAAAAAUCAAAUUGGUCCAAGAACAGAAAGUGAGUGUGUCAGAGGUUGUCUCUGAGGAAAAUAAAGCCAGCAAGGCUAAGAAGUUCCUGGCAGAGAUGAAGAAGUCACUGAGCCAGGUCAACUUUGAGCGAAUCGUCCAGGCUCUGCAGACCUACAAGAAGAAUGACGACCUGGAUGCUCUGCUGGCUGAGACAAUGGUGCUAGCUGAAGACACUAAUACACAUAGUCUGCUCUGGGGUUUCUAUCAGUUUGUACGACCACACCACAAAAAAAGGUUUGAUGAGAAGUGCCAAGAGCUGACUGGGAGAGGCUGUGGAUACGUACCAGAUCACUCUCUGUCCAAGGAUGAGAAGAAAGCACUGAUGCUGCACACUGCAAAAGAUGGACAGCACAGUGCGGUUCUAUCCUCCUCCAGUUCCAGUGGAGCGUCUGCCUGCAAUCAGCUGAACACGCAGCAGCUCAAUAAAGGAGGACAUCACCUAAGCCAUCAAGGUCUAAGAGAAACUCAGACUGGUUCUGCUUCAAAGAAUGAAGUCCACAGUACCUUUCUGGCUGAUGUGAGAAAAACCCUGGGAACAGAAAGAUCAGCUCAGCUGUUUCAGGCCAUUCGUAGCUACAAGACAACAGACAACUAUGAAAACCUGGUGACCACAGUGGUGAGCCUACUCACUGAGAAAGAGGAAGACUUCAACCUUCUCAUCAGAUUUGGUGUGUUUAUUCGCUCUCAUCAUAAGAAGCAGUACAAAGAGAUAUUGGCUUCUUUGACAGGACAGUCUUUGACAGACAGUGAUGUUGCUGUGAGUGAAGACCAGCAAACAGGAGCUUCAUCGUCAAGUUGUUUGAAGACACAAAGCAAGAUUUCCAGUUUUUUCUCAAGCUGACGAAGACAGUAGGAUCUGACUUACAGGAACAUUAUGAGCAUACCUGCUGCUGUUAACAAAACCAUGAACUGACCAGAGUAAACUGGUA